Messenger RNA from Diaporthe amygdali, 3129 nucleotides. RefSeq lists its product as uncharacterized. NCBI's taxonomy places the organism in Eukaryota, Fungi, Ascomycota, Sordariomycetes, Diaporthales, Diaporthaceae. The record is from RefSeq and is a predicted model, not a curated record. Gene Ontology annotation, molecular function: DNA binding; zinc ion binding. Gene Ontology annotation, biological process: DNA-templated transcription. The coding region runs from base 1 to 3129 and encodes 1042 amino acids. The transcript is spliced from 3 exons. Gene Ontology annotation, cellular component: nucleus.
AUGUCAGCGGCUCAAUCCCACUUCAAUAUCAAGGCCCUCCCUGCUGAUUUGCGUCCCGACCUUUUCCAUAGAGGUAUUGGACCCGAACCCGACUCAAACUUACACGCCUACUCUCUAAACCGUUCUCAUUACGACAACUCUGUUCACGCGACGUCCCACCAACAAGGCUUCGCGGACACUGCCCUUUUCACCCAAGACUUCGCUUUUUCUACCUACCAGGGCCUAAGAGAACGCUCAUCCAUUAGUUCUGCUGUCUCAGAGGAACAUGCCCCCGGCUUGUUUGCCAAUCGACAGCGCCAGUCCAUCUCCUCAACCAUGGCAGACACUCAAGUGACAGCGCCGUCAAUCACAGCCCACGCUCCCUACUUCGGGACCGCUGAUUCCAAUCGAGGAAGAUCAAGCGUGGACGGAUCUGAUGAUGGGAGCCCAGAUGCCAACCACAAUGGUCACUCAUUGGAGGACCCAGUGUCGGAUGAGUUCGGCUUGACUUCGCUAGGACCGGGUGAUGGGACUGACUUGGGCGCCAAACAUAAGGACGACAAAUCUGACACCGCUCCGGCGUGGACCCGGAAGGCCGCGCCUCGGACUGAUUAUAUGGCCAUGCUCGACAAGCGACUGAAGAGAAUGGAGGAGCGCAUCAUCAAGAUUGUCCCAAAGAACGAGCAGGACGGCAUCUCGUCCGCUGUCCCGCGCGCAGUAGUAAAACCUGCAAUUCCCGGCACUCUAUCUUCAGGCAAGGGAAAUUCCAGAAAACGUGGUGCCGAGGAGGCUUUCGGGCAGGACUUGGACAAUUGGGCCAAAGUACCCACGAAACCGAGCCUCGAAAGCCCGCCAAGGCCAACUUCUUUGAUGAUGGUGCACGAAUCUGAGGAGACGAAGCUGUUGCAGGAGGGAGUACAGUCUUUGCCAUCCAGGGAGAUCCAAGAGCAUCUCGCAGACGUGUUCUUUGAGAGUGUCUAUGGGCAAGCAUAUCACAUACUUCACAAACCAAGCUACAUGAGGAAGUUGAGGGCUGGCACCUUACCGCCUGUUCUCAUCCUCUCCGUAUGCGCCAUGUCCGCUCGAUUCUCGAACCAUCCUAAAUUGAACACUUCGCCAGCCUUCUUGCGAGGCGAGGAGUGGGCUGCCGCUGCUCGAGACAUCGUCACAAAAAGAUACGAGUGGCCCAAUAUAACCAUCCUCACGUGCCUUCUUAUAUUGGGAUUGCAUGAAUUUGCUACAUGCCACGGAGGGCGCAGUUGGGCCCUCGCGGGGCAAGCAAUAAGAAUGGCAUUUGCUCUUCAAUUACACAAGGAUCUCGAAUAUGAUCCUUUGAGACCCGGUACCCGGCUUAGCUUCACAGAUCGCGAGAUUCGCAGGAGGACCAUGUGGGCGUGCUUCCUCAUGGACAGGUUCAAUUCAUCCGGGACUGACCGGCCGACUUUUAUCAAAGAGGAAACAUUGAGGAUUCCGCUACCAAUCAAGGAGAAGAACUUCCAGUUCGAAGACAUGCCAGGUUUGACAGAGAACCUGCAAGGCGAGGUUCCUAACAGUGCCGCUUUGGAAGGCAUGGAGAAAGAAGACGCCAAGAACAACAUGGGCGUAGCCGCGUACAUGAUCAAGGCGGUAGCAAUCUGGGGCCGUGUGAUAAACUAUCUCAACCAGGGCGGGAAGGACCUGGAUGACAAGCCCAUGUGGGAUCCCGAUUCCGAGUACAUGAAGCUCAUCAAGCAAGCGGAGGACAUGGCAACGUCAUUGCCCGAGUCGCUGGUAUACAAUCCUGAUAAUCUCCACUUACAUGACACAGAAGGCAUGGCGAACCAAUUCCUCUUCCUCCACAUUGCCAUCCAGCAAAAUAUACUAUUCCUCAGUCGGUUUGCGGUUUCUUCACCAAACGCGAAUUCUCUCCAGGACAUACCCAAAUCCUUCGUCACCAAGGCCGGUGCGAAGGCCUUUUGCGCAGCGAAUCGCAUCUCCGAGCUCCUCAAGGACUCCGAGUCCUGCUUCAUCACUGCACCUUUCGUGGGCUACUGCGCAUUCCUGUCCAGCACAGUACACAUAUUCGGCAUAUUCUCCGGCAAUCCCACCAUCGAAGCGACCUCAAAGAGGAACUUGGCAAUCAACAUCAAAUCACUUUCGAAGAUGAAGCGCUUCUGGGGGAUGUUCCACUUCAUGACAGAGAACCUGAGGGAUCAAUACCGCAACUGUGCCGACGCGGCACGGCGCGGCACCCUGCCAGGCGACGCAUCGUCAUCUCCCAUCUUCCAGUACGGAGACUGGUUUGAUCGAUACCCACACGGCGUAUCACAGUCCGAUUUCGUCGACCCGGCCAUCUACAAGAAGAAAGAGAAGGGCGAGGACGCCGUCCUGGAGCAGAAGCCCGAGCUGCACACUGUGGAGGAGUUCUUCACGACCUUGUCACCGCAGACCAAGGAAGCGGGAGCACGUUCAAACUCGAUGUCCAUGAAAAAGGCAAAGGCCCUUGCGGCGAAGAGGCACAGCAUAAGCUCUGCUCGCAGCGACCCCCACGGAACAGCCCACGGCCUGGAACCGCUGAUGACGGACAUGAACGCGGACCAGCUGCAUCGCCUGCAGCAGCAGGGUCGCUACCCGGGCGCCGCCCUGGGCGGCCAGACGAGUCGUGCGGCGAGCUUCUCCGCCCUCAGCGCCGCGCCACACUCGGCCGCGUACCACGGCACCAUCUCGCCCAUCAGCCCGGUCACGGUCGGCCACGGGCAGUUUGGCGGCGGCGGCGGUCACCACGGGAUGUACGGCCACGACAUGCUCUCGCUGCAGCUCGCGCAGAACGGCAUGCUCCCGCACUCGAUGCUGGGGCCGUCGUAUGUCUCUGCGGGGCUGGACCCCACAGCGACGGCGGCCAUGAUGGACGGGUUGCCCGGCUGGGACGGUGCCGACAACAACAACGGUGGCGGCAGGGAGGCAUCCCGCGGUUCGGCGGACGGCCCGCACAACAACCCGCACCACACCGUCUUCGGGCACGGGCACGACGGCGGGUCGGCAGCCUGGUUCAUGCCGUUCAACUCGACCGAGGUGGGCGAUGUCGGCCUGGCGUCUGCGAUCGACGGGUUCGGGAGCAUGUUUGGCUCAGGCGCCGGAGGGCACGGCUCCGGGAUGGGCGGGGGCCAUUGA